AGAAAUAUGGAUGAAAAUGGUGGAACCAAUUUUGCGACGCUCUCUCUCUCUCUCUCUCGGAUUUUCGACGUUUCUCCCUGCGUUUUUCGUUCUUUCCGGUGCUGUUGCCAAAGUGGGGGAGUCGGGAGACUAUGGAAGAGAUAGAGGCACAAGCGACGUCGUCACAAGCGGAGGGGCUGCUGAAGAUCGCCCCACCGAGGUUGGAAGACGCGGGCUUGGAGGACUGCGCCCUUCCCCCCGACGCCAUCAAGUUGGCCUUCCUCAAGGCGGCCGACGCCAUCGGAUCCGUCCUCCCCGGCCGCCUCCGCCAUCGUGAGGAUGACGAUGGCUACUCUGGAAAGAGAUGCGUGGACAAUCCGCCGCCUACCGACGGAGGCCUGCCGGAUUAUCUGCUAGGUGCCCCAUCCGCAGAUGAGGAACGCCAUCGCGGCCCUUGCUCUGGCAAGGACAUCAUCCCGGCGGCUAUCGGCGAUGAUGUGGUCGUUGGCCGUGGAAAGGGUUGGGAAGGGUCCGGCGACCGGGUGCUGGGACUCAACGUGCGGAGCUCGGAAGAUGACGGGCCGGCUUGCGUCGAUGGAUUGGAAGGGUUAGACGAGGUGCAGCAGCAGGAAGAUCAGCAGAGAGAGAAGAGAGAUGAAAGGCCCAUCUUGGAUGAAGCCUAUAUUUGAGCGACGGCGACCCUUUGCGUUGCUCCCCUCGCUGUUGGUAUACGCAACCUUUUCCACUUCUUAUUCUCAGUUUUUCUUCUCGUUUGUGUGAAACAUGAAGGACGAGCUUGAUCGAGUUGCCUUCUUGAAUGGGUUCCUGGCUCUUCUACUUUCCUUUGUGGAGAAAAGGGAAGGUAAGAAGUUGUUGUUCAUGUUUGAGCAUCUCACUUAGUAAAAGGAAAGAUUUUCAGCUGAAAAAUUUCUAUCUUGCUUGAUGUUAUUGGUUGCGAUUCCGAAAUCCAUCUUUUCGUAGAUUUUCUUGCACGAACGUGAGGAGCGGGAAAGAUUGAGCACAUGAAUGUACAAGGCACAGUUCUCAGAUCAAUUCUCAUAUCAAACAAACAUGACUAUGAUGCGGCAUCCUCCGUUAAAUCUCCUCUAGUUUAAUGAACAUUUGUCAUAACAAAUAAAGAGUCGGUUAGAGAAAUUUCAGACAAGAAA
Messenger RNA from Nymphaea colorata (pocket water lily), 1148 nucleotides. RefSeq lists its product as uncharacterized. Lineage: Eukaryota; Viridiplantae; Streptophyta; Magnoliopsida; Nymphaeales; Nymphaeaceae. The transcript has a single exon. Bases 132 to 668 code for a protein of 178 amino acids. The record is from RefSeq and is a predicted model, not a curated record.